GCGCGAACAUUUUACAAAACGUUCGAAGCUCAUUUCCAUUUGAAUAACGACAAGUGCAGUGCUUAAAUUAUAACUAAAAAUUAAACAGAGCAGCUCCAAAUACAAUUGUUACAUUGAAAUUCCACUCAAAACUUGCUUUAGGUUAGAGCUAGAGUUUUAUAAACAACCCUUCGUUAUUGUUAAAUAUUUAUACACACCACCGCCCGACCGCCGACCGCCCCGCGGAACGUACGCACAUUACGUGUGGCGCCAACAAUACAUAUGUAAAGGGAGAAGCAGCAGCGAUAACGAAACCAACCCAACAACAACAACUAAAAUUAUUGAAACAGAAGCCGCAAGCUCCCACAACAAUUGCCCCGCAAAUGAGGUGAACGAACUGCUGUCCACUGGUUAUCCCUCCAGCAUCCCAGCAGCACCACCCGCUCGCCAGUAAUUAAGAGGCUCUGCCGCCUCUCUCUAAUUGGGAGCUAAGAUGCCUUCACUCCGUCAGAAGGUCACCACGUACUUUCGUCAAUUGAGCUUCAUUGCAGAGCCCCGCGAGGGUCGUCGUCGUGGCAAUGCAAACGAUGGCGAUGACGAUGGCAACUUCAUAACCAAAUAUCUCGAGGGGCGCAUGCAACGGCAGUUUGUGGAUGGCCCAGAGAUCUACAAUGGACAGAAUCCCACAGAGAUGCCCGUACUGAAGCUGGGAGGCUAUGAGGCUGGAACCUGCUCCAUCACGGCCGCCUGCACUGGUCCCGACGAGGGUUUGACGGGGAUCAAGCGCUCGAAGCUCCAUCUGAGUGCCAGCUAUGCGGACGACAUUGAUUUCAUCGAUACGCAGCAGGAGAACGAGGAUUGCUAUGCAACGGCACGGCCUCCUGCUGCAGCCACACAGCAGAGCACCUCCGCCACAAGGCUCACGAAUAAAUUUGGCCGGCCACAGGGGGGGCCCAGCGGCGGCGGUGGUUCCCGCAGACAAAGCAAUGCUGGUGACCAGCAGGUAGGAACGGCCUCCACAUCGGGCAUGCGUUCGCGCAAGAACUCCAAGAGCAGUAUUGCAAAUCUCGCGGCGGCGGCUUCCGGAGAUACCGGAAAGGCCAGCACCUCCUGUGUUUCGUCGCAGGACCAGAACAACAGAAAUCUGUUGAAUGCAAAGACUGAGGCCUCUGCGGAUGCCAGCCCAAAUUCGGAAAGGGAGCGUCUGCUCCGCGAGGCAGUAAGCAACCAGGGUGGCUCGUCCGCCACCUCAUCUCCUCCUGCGAUCGUUGCUGGCGUGGAGAACUGGCGCAUGGAAUGCGACUUUGCCUACGGAAUCUCUGUGUCCCUCUACGAAACGAAUAUGCUAACGAAGGAGCCCAUGGGUAAUCCCAUUGCCGAUUGUUAUGGCAUGGUAGUGCGUGGGGAUUCCGCUGCAAUGGCCAUGGCAGAUGGCGUCAAUUGGGGUGAUGGAGCUCGUCUGGCCGCUCGUUCGGCCGUCCAUGGCUGUCUGGACUACCUAGAUCGGGCGGUUUUCGGACAGGCACAGGAAUGCAGGGCCACCACAACGCAGGAGGUGUUUGUGAGUCUCCUGCGCAGCCUGUGGGAGGGUCAUGGCUGCAUACUGGAAGUAGGAGGCGCACUGUCCACACUCACCAUUGCCGUUGUGCUGCCGCUGGACGGUGCACCCGGAAAGUAUGUGGUGUGCUCCUGCAAUGUGGGUGAUUCCCUGGGCUACGUGUACUCCAAGAAGCACGGGGUAAGGGAGUUGACCCAAGCCUCCCACGACAUCAGUUCCAUGAGGGACAUGCGUGAUGCACUGGGGGCCUUGGGCCCUGCAGAUGGCAACAAACCGGAGCUCAGUAAUCUCACAUUUACAAUGAGCUGCAUCGAGAGCGGGGACAUUGUGUUCCUCACAUCGGAUGGGAUAAGCGAUAACUUUGAUCCGGUGGUGGGGAAAUUCGCCGAGGCCUGGACACCCGAUGUGAAGCUGCAGACAUCGGUGGGGAAGCCCUCAAGUUUGGCGCCCAAGCGGCAGAAUAAGAGCGCCUCGGCGAUCUAUGCACGUCUGCAUCCAUCAACGCCUCCCACACGACCAGCGAGGCAGGCAAAGGCGAGCAGUCCGCCCAGCAAUGCGCCCAGUCGUCCGAAAUACAUGCGCUCCCAGACGCUGAUUGAACCACGGCAGGGACUGGGACCGCCAGCCUCUGUGACGACAACGCCGCAGCGCAUACCCAAGUCGAUCUCUGGAUUGCCUCUCGUGACGGGACCGCAACGACAUGCCCUGACACUGUAUCGGCUGGAAGAUCUUCUUAGUUAUGGCAUCAAUGGCACCUUCUCGCCCUGCGCUUCGGCGAGGCGGCUCUGCCACCUGCUCAUCGAUUUCGUGCGAAUGAUAACCUCUGCGCGCCGCAAGACCCUGGAACAGAGAGAGCUCUUCUACAAGCUCUCGACGGGACCCGAUGGGGCCAAGCGGGAGGUGCAGCUCAAUCGAAUGCAGCAUCGAGCGGCCAGGAAGAGGGUGGUAGACAGCAGUGCCUUCGUGGCGCUGCCAGGGAAACUAGAUCAUGCCACAGUGCUGGCCUACACAGUGGGAGGCGGAAGACCGGAGGGAACAUCACACAAUGGAAACGAAAAUGAGGGAACGACGACACUUUCCCCCGUGCUACAAUCCAAGGAAUUUAAGGAGACAAAUUUCUAG
Drosophila persimilis is the source of this 2659-nucleotide messenger RNA. Its product is annotated as PP2C-like domain-containing protein CG9801. The transcript is spliced from 4 exons. Bases 473 to 2659 code for a protein of 728 amino acids. The record is from RefSeq and is a predicted model, not a curated record. Lineage: Eukaryota; Metazoa; Arthropoda; Insecta; Diptera; Drosophilidae.